Manis javanica (Malayan pangolin) is the source of this 2949-nucleotide messenger RNA. NCBI's taxonomy places the organism in Eukaryota, Metazoa, Chordata, Mammalia, Pholidota, Manidae. The record is from RefSeq and is a predicted model, not a curated record.
GAGCGAGGGAGGGACGCAUCCGGAUGUGGACAACCUGCUGCCAGUCUGUCCAACAGGAGAGCGAUUGCACGCGGUCCCUCGGCCCCCGAGAUGCGGGGCGCGGGGAGAAGAGGAGCGCAGGCCAGCCUGUCUCCCGACCGCGGGCGCCGGGCUACGGGGCGGGAGAGAACCCCUGCGGCGGCCGCAGCAGCGCCCCGCGAGCCCCCCGGCCACCGAGGACGCGUCCCCGGGUCAGCGCCCGCCCCCUAGCGCCGGGCCCGCGGGCGGGGCGGGGAGGAGGCGGAGCCGCGGGGCAGGGCGCGCGGGGGUCGCAGCGCAGAGCUCCAGCUCCAGCUCUAGCGCGGCUGCAUCGGGCGGCAUGGCGAGCACGGCGUCGGAGAUCAUCGCCUUCAUGGUCUCCAUCUCUGGCUGGGUGCUGGUGUCCUCCACGCUGCCCACCGACUACUGGAAAGUGUCUACCAUCGACGGCACGGUCAUCACCACUGCCACCUAUUGGGCCAACCUGUGGAAGACGUGCGUUACCGACUCCACCGGUGUCUCCAACUGCAAGGACUUCCCCUCCAUGCUGGCGCUGGACGGUCUGCAUCCCCUCGGCCCCUUUCCUGGCCUUCGCGGCUCCCCGGGCCAUCGGCGGGGGCGCCCGCUCGGUCCCACGACCCCCGCCGGGGCCCCUGGGCCGUGCUCCGCCGAGACCCAGCCCUUCUCCCUCCCCAGGGCUUGUCCGAACCCAGCACCCCGAGGCCGGGGACCGGGACGCGCACAGAGGCCUGGGCUGGGUGGGUGAUGGAGGCGUCGGGGGAGGAGAGAAGCAGCUGAGAGGUCCCGGCUGUGGAACCUCCGUCUCUCGGGGACUGUUAGGACACGGAGUCACGCAUAAGGGGCUUCUUUCCUUCACCCAGCACUGUCCAAAAGAGCUGGCUUCUGAUUAAAAUGCCUUGUCAAAGCUACAUCUGCUUGCCCUGAACUCCGCUUAACUGUUUUGUUAGAUCUAUUGAAAGUAGGCAGGAGGAAAGGAAACAUAUUGCAGGGGGUGGUUUUUGCCCCUGAAACGCUUCUACAAACGUGUCUGCCCCGUUCUUACCGCCUCCUCCAAGUUUUAGGAAAACAAACAGCCCUCGCUGGUGUGGCAGGGGCAGACCGCAGAGAAGACUGGCCUGUAAGAAGUUUGUGCCAGAGACUGACAAGUUCUAAGCGCCGUGCCCCCCUCGUGUUAUUCAUCUGUAGAUUGUUUCUGCACUGUUCUUGUUAGCUAGGUGCUUUCUUGCAUUGCCUUAGAGCAACAGGUAGAUGUUCACAUGGAAAACUGGCUGUCUUUUAAUGUCAAGGAAACAGUAGAUGUCCCGGACACAAUGAUUGCUCAAGUUCUAGCCUCACUUUCUUCCCAGGAUUUUACAGAAUAUGACUAGAUGAGAUCCGGCAGAAACUUGAGGAGAGUCACUUUCUUCUUUUCUAAAAUUGAGGUGUUUUCUUUUUCUUUCAUUACUGACCUGCAAAUUUGUAUUUACAUAGCUGAGUAAAUAAAAGACAAGGUUUAAUUUCCCUAAAUUGGUGCUUGCCAUGAAAAGCAAACUGUUGCUCAUGUGGUUUUUGAUGGAAGCUCCGUGUAAGAGAAUACGUGUCUGGUUUUACAUGAGUGACACCUGGGUCGUAUCCUGUUGUGUAAAAUAAGUACCUGGACACUGUUGAUUCUCUGAAUUGCUGUUGAAUUUCCUGUGCUCGGUAGAGCACACAUCCAGGGAGAUGGUUUGAACAGGCAGAUUCGUGUUUCUGUGGUUUGCAUUUGUGAAUGUGGGACUGACAGCUUUUGUGCUAAGUGCAUUCUUCUGUUGUAACUGUAUUGUUACCUGAGAUUGCGUGCCAGAUAAGCACUCUUCCUUCUCUGAGACAGGUAGGGGACAAAGAUGAGGACUGAGAAAUAAAUGCUCCAGGAGGAGCAUUGGGUAUAGAAUAAAGUUUUCACCCUAUGCAUCUCAGGUAAGAGUGGACUUGCUAUCAAGAGGGAAUUGAGAAUGGAGUAAAGAUAGGAAGAGUGACAUAUAUACAACCCAAAUUGCAAAGUGGCCUUCCAUGUGUGCUCUUGUGUCUAGAAAAGGACUUUUUAAAAAAGCAAAUGAUACCACACGACUGUUCUGCAACAUUUUUAAAUUAAUAACUUAUCUUUCCAAGUCAGUACAUGCCAAAGGAACUCUUUUUAAUGACUGCAUAGUAUUCAUUUGUCUGGGCAAACUGGUUUAUUGAAUCAUUUACCCAUCAUUGGACCUUGGACCCUUUCCAGCUUUUCAUUUGUUCUUAGUGCUGUAUUAAAAAUCUUUAUAGUCACCUCUUUGUGCACACAUGUGUUUAUGAAGUAGAUACUGAGAAGUGGUCUUGUCUGAGCAGUAGACAGUUCAUUUUAAUAUUCACUUUAUACUGCCAAAUAACAUCCUACUAACGGUUCAUGAGAAUGUCUGUUUCUUCCUAUUCUUAUCACUAAGUUCUUCAUCCAGUACUACAGGUAAUACUCGUAACAGUCUCAGGCAAUCAUUUUAGUUGACAUUUCCCUGAUUGCCGUGAUUUUUUUACCAUCUUCUCAUGUAUUUAUGGGCCAUUUAUUUGUUUUCUUUGAAUUGCCUGUCCAUACCUUAUGCCUAUGGUCUGCUGUUUCCCCUUGAUUUAAAUGAUUUUGUUUUUUAAAAUUCUAGAUGUCAGUCCUUGACUUGUUAUACGUGUUGCAGUCUAAGCCCAUUGCUUGUCUUUUAAAUUUAUGAUGUCUUUUCUUAUACAAAACUUUGAAAUGGGUACUAUAAUCAGAUGUAUCAGUCUUUCCCUGCUGGCUCUGCCUUUUGUGACUUAAGAAGGCAUUGUCUACCCCAAGGCGAUAAACUUACUUUUCUUUAACUCCUAGAAUAAUAUGUGCCACCACUACAUUUUCACAUGAAGAGGCUCCCCCACCUACAAGUGAAGCUUCCC